GCAAGAGAUGGAGAAAAGCCCAGCCAAGCAGGCUGUAGGAAGGCAGGACAGCUGGCUUGGCAAACAAAGAGCAUCUCAGGAGGUUACGUGGUGCCCGUGGUGCCCAUCGGGAAGAAAGGAGGCACAGAACAUCCCUGCCCUAAAAUAUGCGACUCCUUUAAGAGCAGUCUGACUGGAGUCAGACAUGGCCUUGGGCCCUGUUAUCUUCCUGGCAAUGUUAACACUUCUCCAUCAGCCCUUGAUGGUCAGUGAUGACGGCGACCCAGAGACACUGGACCGGAUCCAGGCGCACAAGAAUCGGAUGAUGCAUGAAAUGGGAAGACUGCAAGCUGAAUUUGACCUGCCAGCGAAAGACAGAACCAGUGAUGGAUUGGACGAUGUGGUGUUGACCCUCCUCCUCCUCCUCCUCAGCAUCCCCAUUCUCCUCGUUAAAUACAUCAUUUACAGCAAGGAGGAGGAGUUGAGUGAUUACUCCACCACCGACAGCUAUGGCUCUGCCACCGACAGCUAUGGCUCCGCCACCGACAGCUAUGGCUCUGCCACCGACAGCUAUGGCUCCAGCACUAUCGAAGAGGACGACGACAAUACAGAGCCUGACAUGUGCAGAUCCAACCAACCGAUGCUGGAAAUGUUCUGCGACUGCCACGUCCAGAUGGAAACGGGUGACCGGAUCAGCACGUGUGAUUUUGUCACCUCUUUUGUGGACCACUUGCUGGAGGUGUGGCGGAGAACCCUGCCGUACUGGAACACCCUCCCGCUGCUCGAGAAAUGCAUCGGGGUGGGCAGCGCCUUUGAAGGGUGGCACACCCAGGUUUCCCAAGCCUACACGGUGCUUGUGCCGCUACUGCCACCCAAGGGGCAUUCCUUCCAGAUCGAAACCAGCGAUUCCGAGGGUGCCCUGAGCAGGCACGGGCGCAUCUCGGUGGAGACGGAGUGCGUGUGCAAGAGGGAGAGGCUGCUGAGGGACGGGGUGUGUGCCCUUCACCAUCCCAAGCGCCAGCUGAGUGACGGCACGCAGGUCUUGUGCAGAGGCUCCCACUUGGAUGCAGAGAAGACCAUCCAUUGGUUCCAGAAACUGGUGGCCAAAGCCUGGCGUGAUCUCUACCAAAGUUACAACCUCGAACUCGUGCCCCAGCCGUCCGACACGGCAUGCCGCCUGAAGCUGGGAUUUCAGUCCGGGAAGUCGAUUUCGAUCGACAUCAUCCUUGGGGUGCAGCAAGAGGACUCCUCAGUCUUCCUGGUUACCCAGGACGGUGAAAUGGAUCGCGCUGCCGGCACAAUCUGGCAGGAGACUUUUGUCGUCCAGGAACUCCUCUUUUUCAAAUGGGUGCACCGGCGGCUUCCAGAGGACAACUGCCACCUGAAGUGCCUGCAGAUCCUCAUCAAUUUCAGGGAGUCCAGAUCAUCCUAUAGGAACCCUGUGCUCACUAACUAUCACUUGAAGACUUCCCUGAUGCACCUCUUGCUCCUUCGGAGCCCGUUGGCUUGGCAGCGUGAAUACUUUCAAGUGGCCCUCCAAGAUGUCCUCUUGUACCUGUACAACGCCUUGCAGAGAAAAGAUCUUAAACACUUCCUGAUCGGCAACCAUUCCUUGCCCAUCCAUAUCUCUCUACCCUGGGCCUUCCUCAGCGCUGCCCCCCCUAAUCUGUUUGCGCCCUUGGGAGCUGACCCUGACCUUCACGCUGAAGCCAUGAAGGAGUUUGUAGAGGUUGCCCAACUCGUGCAGGAGGAGGGAAUAAACCUUGAAGAAUAGGGGAAGGUGGACGAUGGGUCGGUGUCAGCAUCCCCCUCCCCAUUGGAUCUGGAAGAAAUCAAGUUUGUAACUUGGGGGUGUUCUUAGUCUCAUCUCUCUCAUGGGAACAUCAAAUAUUAUUAUCAAAAUUCACUAUUAUCUAUAUCUGAUGAUGAGCCAGCAGGUGCGGGCAAAAAGACUUAAUUGCAAAUCUAGUAAAGGAAGCACCAUAAACGAUUGCAAAACACAGAGAGAGAGAGAGAGAGAGAGAGAGAGA
This is a messenger RNA of Pogona vitticeps (central bearded dragon), 2009 nucleotides long. NCBI's taxonomy places the organism in Eukaryota, Metazoa, Chordata, Lepidosauria, Squamata, Agamidae. The record is from RefSeq and is a predicted model, not a curated record.